UGGGACACGUACAGCAAUAUCGCCCAACCGUGUACGAUGUUUUGACGACAAAUUUUGUUUACCUCUGAAGUGCUCUAUGUUUCUAUAUACACCGGCUGCCUGGAGCAUCGUGACGAAAAAGCUGCAAAUAAGAGAAUGUCUGAAUACUUUUACGAUCUGUAUGACGAAAAUGAAGACAUGUUUGAUACGUAUGAUGACGACAGUGAGAGAUAUCUUAGAAAUUAUCAAACAACCAACUGGAAUGAUGUGUUUGAAAAUUGUAUUGUUCCAUCGUUCUUUCAAAUAUCAAAUUAUGUGAUACCAUUCGUGGCGAUAAAUAUUUUUUUGUGUAUCAGCAAUAAACUUCAAGCACGUUACUUACCGUCGCACUAUAACAUAGCACAUGCUCUUAGUUUUGGAUGCGGCAUAGUGUUGAUAUACAACUCAAUUGAUCAUGGUCAUCAAUACCUCAUCCAAUUAUUUAUAUCUGUGUACCUGUUGGUUAAACUUUCAUUUUUUGAUCAAAUGCGAAUUAGGUUCGAUAUAUUGAUAAGUAUAUAUUCAAUGUUGUAUUUAAUUGUUUGUGAAAUUUUAGAAAAGGAUCCCAAAAUAUGGCACCAUAUACGAGGUGUUUUAAUGGUUGCUGUAAUGAAGUCGAUUUCUCUUGCUAUGGAUACCAGAACUGAUCGGUCUUUGAGGGAUCGAUUUUCUAUGAUCUCGUUUCUAGGUUACAUUUGUUCACCAGCAAACUGUAUAUUUGGCCCUUGGACAUCAUUCAAUGACUACCUGGAAACUAUAACAAAAUCGAAGAGCAGACUUAAACUGAAUUAUAAAUACUUUGCACAUAUCUUGAUCAAUCUCGUAAUAUCUAUUCUAUGUUUGCUUUUUUCAAAUUGUACAGACGCCAUUUUCAAUCCUGAACAUUUAUGGAAAUGGAUAGUCGCAUACGGCACGGCGUUUUCGUUCCGAAUGAGUCACUAUUUUGUGUCAUUUCUAUCGCAAGCCACCAUGGUUUCAUCAGGAUCUAUGCCCAAUGUUGACCAAUCGACGAAAUCGUUGCCAUUUAAACUAUCCCAGUAUUUUGGUUAUACAGUUGUGCGACCAUGGGCCAUAGAAUUUCCAAGAUCUCUCGUUCAUGUCGUAGUAGCAUGGAAUGUUCCAAUGCAUAACUUUUUAAAACAAU
Messenger RNA from Aedes albopictus (Asian tiger mosquito), 1162 nucleotides. It is a transcript of the gene por, whose product is annotated as protein-serine O-palmitoleoyltransferase porcupine. The record is from RefSeq and is a predicted model, not a curated record. Gene Ontology annotation, biological process: protein palmitoylation; lipid modification; Wnt protein secretion. Gene Ontology annotation, cellular component: membrane; endoplasmic reticulum. NCBI's taxonomy places the organism in Eukaryota, Metazoa, Arthropoda, Insecta, Diptera, Culicidae. Gene Ontology annotation, molecular function: Wnt-protein binding; palmitoleoyltransferase activity.